Messenger RNA from Hyla sarda, 1866 nucleotides. It is a transcript of the gene DAPP1, whose product is annotated as dual adaptor of phosphotyrosine and 3-phosphoinositides 1. The record is from RefSeq and is a predicted model, not a curated record. The transcript is spliced from 9 exons. Bases 18 to 1124 code for a protein of 368 amino acids. NCBI's taxonomy places the organism in Eukaryota, Metazoa, Chordata, Amphibia, Anura, Hylidae.
UCUGCUUGAUCACCUCAAUGCUCGGAGGAGCACGGUCUCUUGGCAGGGUCUCUGUAACUCCAUCUGGAGCAUGGUCAGUGCUGGCUUGCUUGCUAGCUCGCUCAUUCCCGGCAGCACUAGCUCUCACAUUGCUGCUGCUGCUGCUGAAAUUUAGGGUUUCUGUCAAUGUGACCACCCGGGAUCCGGACUGGAUGCGCUUUGAGGGGCCGGCUGAGCUCGCCUCCUUCUCUGCCACUUCGCUGACCACCAGCUCGAUAGCCUUAGUCUGGGACUUGUUUGCCUGCACAUACACCUGCUGCUUCUCCUUGCUCGCAUCUUUGCCUAGUGCCUUGAGCCCAAAGUUGGAAGUGGUGGAUGAGUGCUGGUGUAGGGUCUUCUCUGCUUUCUGCGACAGGAAAGACCCUCCUUUCCAGUCCAGGUGGUUCCAUGAUAAUCUGUCCCGACAUGCAGCUGAAGCUCUAUUGCUUACAAAUGGGCAAGAUGGGAGUUACCUCCUGAGGAAGAGCGACUCAAAGGACAAUGUGUACUCACUGUCAGUGAGGGCCAAGGACUCUGUGAAACACUUUCAAGUCUAUCUGAUUGGGAAUUGUAUCAAGUUCGGAUUCAAUGAAUUUAUAUCUGUGAAAGAUUUCACCCAACAUUUUGCAAAUCAGCCUCUUAUUGGAAGUGAAUCAGGUACUUUAAUCCUGUUGAAACAUCCAUAUCCACGAACAGUGGAAGAGCCAUCAAUAUAUGAAUCUGUCAGAGUUCAUACUGCCAUGCAGACUGGACGUUCUGAAAAUGACCUUGUGCCUGUGGCCCCUUCUUUGGGCACAAAAGAAGGUUUUCUCACAAAACAAGGAGGACGUGUAAAGAGCUGGAAAACCAGGUGGUUUAUACUGACACGGAAUGAACUGAAAUAUUACAAGGACCAGUUGUCCCAGGAGCCAAUAAAGACACUGGACCUCACGGAGUGCAGUGCGGUACAGUUUGACUACUCACAGGAGAGAGUUAAUUGUUUCUGCUUAGUAUUCCCUCUGAGGACGUACUACCUCUGUGCAAAGACUGGGGCAGAAGCAGAUGAAUGGAUAAAGAUUUUAAGGUGGAAAAUGUCUCAGAUAAGAAGACAAUCGACUAGGCGAUGAAGACAACUACAGAAGACCUGCACUGGGGAAGAGUCACUGCAAGAACCUCAUUGUUUGGACCAGAACACAUUUAAAUCAAAAUUGGACAUUUACAUUAUCUAUUUUAUACAAAGAAAGAAAUAACAUUAUUCUUGGAGUGUUAAUAACUGACAAAUUUGAUAUAACAUAAGUGUCAAGAAACAUUACAAGUUUCAUAGAUUUAUAACUAGGCCCAAGUACUGGAAAGGAAACUCAGACCCUCAUUUUCCAUACAAUCCACAAAACAUUAACCUAUGACAUAUACAUAUUUUUUAGGUUAUGUCACCCAUCGGAUUUUGACCUUUUCUAAGUGAGAUCCCACUUAAUGUCAGGGUCGGGACGAGGGGUAGGCAGAGUAGACAGCCACCUAGGCUUCCACCUUACAACUGCUGAAAAGGGGUUCAUUUUUAUUCAGGAAAAAAAACUAAGAAUUUCUGACUCAGGGGUCAGGAUCCAACAUAAUUGCUUAGGAAUAAGUAGAAGCAGCCUGCAGCUCCCCCUACCUCUGUAUGGAUAGCACUGCAGGGGAGACACACACUUUUGGGUUAAGCCCCCUGUUUAAAUGAUUUCAUGUGAACAGGGAAUAGGAGCUUUUUUCCCCUACACAUCAUGUCUUUUCACACCACCUAGAAGUUAGGUUUCUAAAAAAUGGUCGCUAGCAUACCUCAACAAGAAUAAGGUAAAAAGAUUUAUACAUGCCAUACAUACAUUCUGGGGGAGAUUU